UAUAUUUACUGUUAGUCAUCACCACUAUUACGGUCGAUUAACCUGAAACUGAAAGAGGCGCAAAACCCCCCUCUCUCUCUCUAGGGUUUUAUUCCCGAUCCUGCAUCAUUUUAGUUGCUGAAAGAAAUGAGCUUGCUUUUAAGAUUAAGGCAUCAUUUAUCUAAUGGGUUUUACUGCAGAUCUCAGAUUGUCACUCUCAAUGCUUUUGGCUCUUCAAUCAGGAAUUUUAACCAGCCUGCAAAGCUAGAACAAGACGAAGAGGACGAAGAAGUUGAGAUUGAUCAACGAAGACUCCCAGCUGACUAUGAUCCUUCUAAUUUUGAUCCCACCGAACACCGCAGUCCCCCAACUGAGCGUGUCUGGAGACUCGUUGAUGAAAUUUCUGGCCUUACUUUGUCUGAAAUUUCCGAGUUAGGCUCUAUUAUAAUGAAGAAGCGAGGAAUGAUUGAGCCGCCGACUGUGGGAGUCAUGAAGGCUGGUGCUGCUGCCGGCCUGGCAAUGAAGACGGCUGGUGGCGGGGCGGCAGCUGCGGCAAAGGAAGAGAAAAAGCCAGAUAAGACUGUUUUUGAAUUGAAGUUGGAGUCAUAUGAAGCUGCUUCGAAGAUUAAAGUAAUAAAGGAGGUUAGGAGUUUUACUGAUUUGGGUCUCAAGGAAGCUAAGGACUUGGUUGAGAAGACGCCGUCUGUCUUGAAGAAGGGUGUCUCCAAGGAAGAAGGUGAACAAAUAAUUGAGAAGAUGAAGGCUCUUGGUGCCAAAGUUGUUUUGGAAUGAACAUUUGACAGGUAUUUUUGGUUUAUACCAGACCAUGUAUUCUUGCUGAUACUUAACCUUUGCUUAAUUGCUUGCAUAUCUUUACAUUACCAGCUUAAGUUUGAACUUGGAAUUAAUUAUUGCCCAAAUUUUACUCUCUUAUCAAAGUUGGAACGGAAAAUUACUCCA
This is a messenger RNA of Gossypium arboreum, 939 nucleotides long. RefSeq lists its product as uncharacterized. Gene Ontology annotation, molecular function: structural constituent of ribosome. The transcript has a single exon. The record is from RefSeq and is a predicted model, not a curated record. Gene Ontology annotation, cellular component: ribosome. The coding region runs from base 127 to 771 and encodes 214 amino acids. Gene Ontology annotation, biological process: translation. NCBI's taxonomy places the organism in Eukaryota, Viridiplantae, Streptophyta, Magnoliopsida, Malvales, Malvaceae.